AUGGAUUACAAUACCAUGUGCUACUCAUCAAAAGCAGAACUGUACAAGCGUCGUGAAUCGUUAUCAUCACGCUCCUCUACGCAAUCAUCCGAUUGCGAUGAUGACUUUUUCGCAUUGGUCGAUGAUAUCACCAUGACGCAAGAAGCACCCAAAACGAAGUCUCUCAAGAAAGUGCGAUUCGGUGCUUUAUCAGUAGUCGAAUUCGGAAUCCGAAUUGGUGAUUCCAUUCCCUGCUUUGGCCCCCCCAUUGGAUUGGGCUUGGAAGUCAUCAAGGACGAACUCUGGUCCGUGAACCACUACGAAGCGGUCCGUCCUAAGAGACGAAGCCCAAAAGAACUUCGACUGGAUCCUUGGGAGCGCACGCGCUUGCUAUACCGUCAAGGGUACGACCCAGAGACCAUCCAAGAAGCAGCCUUUGAUGCUGAUUCAGUCCGAGCACACCGCAAGGAUAGCGCCAUGGACCAAGACAAGCCCAUCCAAGAACGACCAGGACUCCUACGGAAAGGAAGCAAGAAGAUCCGCCGCCUUUCCAGUCGUAUGAAACUACCACGAGUUUCAAGGGUAAUGCCACUACUGUUGACGACGGCUCGUCGACACUAA
Cylindrotheca closterium is the source of this 600-nucleotide messenger RNA. The record is from the annotation of a GenBank genome assembly. Lineage: Eukaryota; Bacillariophyta; Bacillariophyceae; Bacillariales; Bacillariaceae.